GAAUCGGUAUCAGUCACCUUUGGUAACUACGAACAGUCCAAUCCGGUCCGAUCCAUCUUCAGAUCAAUCUUCACACCCCAAUCACCAUGAAAUCCUUUGUUUGCAUCGCUCUGGUCGCCUUCGCCGCCGCCGCCCUGGCCUCGCCCACCAACGUGGCGUCGACCACCGGCUCCACCGGCUCCACGGUGUCCCUGACUGCCCAGGAUGGCGAGCUGGAGGGAGUGACCGGACAAGGAUUCGGGGAUCUGACCCGUCUGCGCAAGUCCGCCUACGGCGGCAGCUCCGGCGGCUAUGGCGGCUCCAGCAUCCCAGCUCCUCCCUGCCCCAAGAACUACCUGUUCAGCUGCCAGCCCAACCUCGCCCCCGUGCCAUGCAGUGCUCCCGCCCCCAGCUACGGAUCCGCCGGCGCCUACUCCGCCCCGGUGGCCACCUACGUCGCCCCCAACUACGGCCUUCCCCAGCACCAGCAGCAGCUCUUCGGCGCUGCUUACGUGCCUCAGGGCUACGGAUACCACUAUUAAGCGGAAGCCUCUUGCGGUCUGGACUCCCGCCCACAGGCCACGAAUUCGAUUGCUGAGAAAUAUAAACCAAUUUGGAUUUACAAAAAAUACUAAAAAAAAUAUGGAUUGCAAUUAAAUCACAGAAAAGCUAA
Drosophila elegans is the source of this 652-nucleotide messenger RNA. It is a transcript of the gene Vm26Aa, whose product is annotated as vitelline membrane protein Vm26Aa. The transcript has a single exon. The record is from RefSeq and is a predicted model, not a curated record. Bases 87 to 521 code for a protein of 144 amino acids. Lineage: Eukaryota; Metazoa; Arthropoda; Insecta; Diptera; Drosophilidae.